Messenger RNA from Cuculus canorus (common cuckoo), 5851 nucleotides. RefSeq names its product pyruvate dehydrogenase kinase 3 (gene PDK3). The transcript has 11 exons. Gene Ontology annotation, molecular function: pyruvate dehydrogenase (acetyl-transferring) kinase activity. Gene Ontology annotation, biological process: regulation of glucose metabolic process; protein phosphorylation. Bases 244 to 1464 code for a protein of 406 amino acids. The record is from RefSeq and is a predicted model, not a curated record. Lineage: Eukaryota; Metazoa; Chordata; Aves; Cuculiformes; Cuculidae. Gene Ontology annotation, cellular component: mitochondrion.
GGGCGGGAGACAGCAGGGAGGCGAAGCUCACUUACGCCCUCCCCUCCGUUUCCCUCCCUGCGCGUGCGGGCGCGCUCCCUGCGUCCGUGGGGCGGGGCGGCUCCCUUCCCUCCGUCUAUCCGUCCGUCCGUGCCGCCGGGCGCGCGCUGCCCUGUGCUGAGCCGGGGCGGCGCCGCCGCGAGCGCCGCGGGGCCGGGAGCAGCAGCAGCAGCACCAGCGAAGGGGGGGUCCGGUAGCCGCGCCAUGCGGCUGUGCGGGGUGCUGCUGAAGAGCCCCGUCCCCAAACAGAUCGAGUUCUACUCCCGCUUCUCCCCCUCGCCCCUCUCCAUCAAGCAGUUCCUCGACUUCGGUCGUGACAAUGCAUGUGAGAAGACUUCAUACAUGUUUCUGCGGAAAGAACUUCCUGUGCGACUAGCUAACACCAUGAGAGAAGUCAAUCUGUUGCCUGAUAACUUACUUAACAGGCCUUCAGUUGGGCUAGUACAGAGCUGGUACAUGCAGAGUUUCCUUGAGCUUUUGGAAUAUGAAAAUAAAAGUCCUGAGGAUCCUCACGUUUUGGAUGACUUUUUAGAUGUUUUAAUUAAAGUCAGGAACAGACACAAUGAUGUGGUUCCAACCAUGGCACAAGGAGUGAUUGAAUACAAGGAAAAAUAUGGCUUUGAUCCAUUUGUUAGUAGUAACAUCCAGUAUUUUCUAGACAGAUUCUACACCAACCGCAUCUCUUUCCGUAUGCUUAUUAACCAACACACACUUCUUUUUGGUGGAGAUAUUAAUCCUGCUCAUCCCAAACAUAUUGGAAGUAUCGAUCCCAAUUGUAACGUGGCAGAGGUGGUUAAGGAUGCUUAUGAAACAGCUAAAAUGUUAUGUGAACAGUACUAUAUGGUGGCACCCGAUCUGGAAGUUGAAGAAUUCAAUGCUAAAGCUCCAAACAAACCUAUUCAAGUAGUCUAUGUACCAUCUCAUCUGUUUCAUAUGUUAUUUGAAUUGUUCAAGAAUUCAAUGAGAGCUACGGUAGAAUCACAUGAAGGUAAGAAAGAAGGCUAUCCAUCGAUCAAAACCUUAGUCACUUUGGGGAAAGAAGAUCUAUCUAUUAAGAUAAGUGAUCAAGGUGGAGGUGUACCUUUAAGAAAAAUAGACAGAUUGUUUAACUACAUGUACUCAACAGCACCCAGGCCUAGUUUGGAGCCCUCGAGAGCUGUGCCUUUGGCUGGUUUUGGCUAUGGCUUGCCAAUUUCUCGUCUGUACGCUAGGUACUUUCAAGGUGACCUUAAACUCUACUCAAUGGAAGGUGUUGGUUCAGAUGCUGUAAUUUAUUUGAAGGCCCUUUCAAGUGAAUCAUUUGAAAGACUUCCCGUUUUUAAUAAAUCAGCAUGGCGACACUACAAGACCACACCUGAAGCAGAUGACUGGAGCAAUCCUAGCAGUGAACCCCGGGAUGCUUCUAAAUAUAAAGCUAAUCGAUAAUUUGCCACCUCUUGUCUCUGUCGGAGAUGACCUCUGCAUUCAGUAUAAAGUCUCUGCUUUGUUCCAAAAUCCUUCAAACCACAAUAGCUAAUUACUUCCAAACAAAGACCUAAUCAGGGCAUUGAAAAAUAACAAGAACAAAGUGAUGAUUGGGACUUAAAGGAAGGCACUAAGCACGUUUGGUAUGUGAAUCCUGCCUACUUCACCAGAAUAUGCUUGGUUGCUUCAGUCAUGCAGCGACAAAAGGGAUUGCACUGUGGUUGCACUUAAGAAUGCAGUGUUGUAACAAAAAAGAUAUUAUUUGAAAUGGCCGAUUUUUAUUCCAGUAUGAAGAUUGGCAAAGAUAUGCAGAAUCCCUUUGAAUGGUGGAUGAUAUCUUACACAGCAAUACAGUGUAAGCGAAAAAUUCUAGUGUAGUUAAACAUAAGCUUUGAAAAUCCACUCUACUGCAUUUUAUAUUGCACAGUUGUCGUCACCUCUUCCAGAAAAUCCCUUUGAGCUCUUCAGAUUUUAUAUCCAGUGAGCUUAAAAAUGCGUACUACUAAAAAGGGUUGUGCAGCUUUAAACUGAUGCUUUCCCCAAAUCCAUUUGUCAAGUGCAUACGAAAUUUACGUUGUUGUAAGACAUUGGGAUUUUCACUUCUUGGUAUGCACAUUUAAUGAUUUUCUUGACACACAAACACAGAAAUGCAUUUCUAUACUUUUUUCCUUGUUUUGAGGAAAGAUCAUAAGUAGUUAAAUCAUUUCUCCAUGCAAGAAAUUCUGUCACUACAGGGGCAGGGGUUGAUUCCAUUUCAUGUUUAUUGCUUGUCAUUUCUGGGGGAACGGGGAAGGGAGAGAAAUGCUGAAAGGCCAGCCAGCCAGUCUUACAAAUGAAUUUGCCUUAAGAGUGUUGGUUGCUUGGAACCUGAUUAGUUUUAAACCUGUAAAUAGUUUGCAAAGUUAUUUAUAUAUUCAAUGUCUGACUAUAGUCUGGUAAUCUGAAUUUGUAGUGUAUAUAAAGAUGAUGUACACCAGCUUCUGGAAAGUGUCUUUGGUCUAAAUACAUCAAACUGGAAAUAUUGUAGAAAUGGGAGGGACAAAACGUAGCUGGUACCUGAUUUAAGGGAGAAAAAAGUCAAAGAGGAAAAAAACUAAGUAUUUUCCCCCUUAAAUUUAUUGUAAGGGUUACUGCUGAGUAUAUGAAACUAUUCUUCACCAAGUCUUUGCCAAAUACCAUUUCUGAUACAAUGGCCUUUCAGAAAAAUUUGUGAAGUUUAGAAGUUUUGAUAUCCUAGCCACAGGCAUAAAGUAAGUGAGUUGUAAGCAACUGUGAUGCGCCCUCAGUUUCUCUUGGGUGUUUUGAUAUUUUUUUUGAAAGAUAUUGCGGAUUUUAGCAUGGGAAAAUGAAAUUUGUUUAGGAAAACUGGGGGGGAGAACUAUCCCUUUCAUCCUCCCAAUAUUUAUUUUUAUAAAUAACUGAUCUGUUAGAUAAAUAGGGAAACGCUGAGUAAUUUCUUGAUAUUUAAAAAAAAAAUAAUCUCGUUUUGACUUAACGAUAGUACUUUGCACUUACAUAGCACAUUUCAUCGAAGGAUUACAGAGUGCUUUGAGCAAUAAGCUUCAUAUAGCCCUAUUUCUGAAGAGUCCGAGUCCUUGCCUUGCAAACCCUUACUCUUAAUCUGUUGCUGUCUGUUCAAGAAUUUGUAUGUGAAUGGUUAAUGAGUUUUCAGGCCUUGAGGUUCUAUGAGCUUCUCUUUGCUGAAUGCUGUCUAUUAGCUGGUGAGUGGUGCCCUUCUGAGCCCCCUCUGCCAGCAGGUAAGAAGAGGGAGCGUGCUGAUAAUAGAGCCAUCUUCUGUUCCUGAACUGGACUUGUUUGACCCUGGCUACUAGGGGAUCUUUACGCGGCACGGUGAGGGUAUAAUAAAGCAAUAAUUUCCCAUGACUGCAGGCACUGCUGCAGAGAAGGCGAAUUGCUAUUCAAGCGAUACAACUAUGCUGCUGAGGUGAAAUUGGAGUAAUAGUUUGACUGAAACACCAGUUGGAAGUCACAUCUACUAAAAUUUAGUUACUUAACUUCUGCCCUCACCCAUAACUUCUUACUGUUUCUUAAAUUCAUUUCAAGUUGUGUGUGUUUUCUAGCAAUUGCAGAGGGCUUGCUUAAAAAUAGAAAUUGGUGAUGAAACUAAUAUUUUUCCCAGAUGCGUGUGGUGUUUUUCCUAGACCAUUACCUAAAACAUUCCAAGGAACAAGAUAGUUUGUGUAAGAAGCUGAGUUCCAGCUUUUGUUAGAAAUUGUAUUUUGAAGUAGUAAAUCCUGACCUGGUGCUUCUCUCUGACUGUCUCCUUACACAUGAAGAGGAGAGGAAAGAGAGAAAAGAAAGAAUGCAGGUGUGUGGGACUUGUUUUCAUGAAGUAAACAUAAACCAUGGAAGCCAGUGAAUGAAAGCUGAAGGUACCACAGGGGAUGUUAUGGUAUGUUAGUAAUUUCACUUUAUUCUCAAAAACAACUGGCUGCCUUUCAGGGCAGAAGUGCUCUGGUACUUGAAAACCAAGGUCCCUUGAAAUGGUACCUAUCUCCAAGAAUCCUGAGUAUGUAUGAACAGCUCAAAGCAGGGAGAUAAACCACGAGGAAUGCAUUUUCUUUCCAUUUCCCAGGAUUUGUCUGUGGGCAUUACAGUGAUUAUGAGCGAGAAGCAACUUUUCUCCUCUCCAGCCUUCUCUAGGCAGCAUGUGCUGUAGUGGAGAUCCCAGGAACACCAUCAGUCCUUGUCCUUGUGCCAUGUUUCUGCAUAGAUGUAUUAGUCUUAGAACUUUUAGGAGACGACAGUAGCAGACCUUCCAAUUAGAUGAGUUUUUUAAUGGGUAUGCCUGAAAAAUGAGGGUGGAUGGAUUUUUAAUAUGGCUUGUUUAACUACAGAUACUGAACUUCUUUCAGUUACUUCUACCAUUGAUUGGAGUCUGUUGUAACUAUGUUUUAACAUCUUGGGGCUGCUGAUUCCAAACUUUCUGAUGAAAUAAAAGUAUAUUUCUUUUUUUAUGGAUAUCAGAUAUAAGGCCUGCUAAUGUUAUUGCAGCCUGCUUUGCUUGACUUACAGGACAUGCAAACAGAAGAAAAAUGUUUUCAGUGAAAAUGCUUCACAUCUGUUGUGUUUAGUGAUUAACAGAAACAAAAUGAGUAAGAGAUGUUCACUCCUCCAUUCUUCCUGAGAAUUUACAAACAACCUCUGUGUGUUGCAGUGUUACAGAGUUUAACUUCUUUGUCCAGCGUGCAUUUUUCUGGUGUAUGUGUCUUGAACACAAUCUAUUAAUCCCCCGCUUAAUUUAAUAUUAGUAGAUACUGAAGUCUCUCCAAAUCAUAGACGUGCUUUUACUCCCUGCUUUUCUAGGUAUUGUUUUGAGGCUAACAAGGAGUCUUUCAGCAUCGUCCCUGGAGAAAUAGUCACAAGAUACUGAAAUGCUUCUUUUACAACUCAAAUGCACAAUCUUUGCCCCUGCAAUUGACUGUCAUAACCUAGGAUAGUACUGAGAACGUCUUUGUCCUGCUGCAGUUUGUGCUACCUCUUGGGCAUUGUUUAAAGCAGGUCCUUUGACACAUGCUUAAAGAAUAUGGAUAUUAAUUGUAGUGUUCUUGGGAAACUCAGGCUACGUUUUGACUAUGUAAGCUACACCUGCUGCUCCAACUGGGUAACGUACUUCUCUUUGCCCUCAGUGGCGUGUAGAAUUUGCUUUGAAGCAGCUAUUCACUUUCUCCAAAAAGCGAGCAAGAGUGAUCUUUCAGUGUAGUGCUAUCUCCUAUUCACCUCCACCCAAACUUUGUAUUUAGGGUGAAAACUUGACCUCAUCGACGUGGAAGACAUUUUCCUUCCCCUUACCUUUAAUAAGCACUUCUAGAUCUGUGUUAGGUGCCGCAAAGUGGUCUUGAUUAACAUAAAUAAUUUUGUAGAAAACAGCCUAAAUGUUUAUUAUUAGUGUUUGAGGAUAACGAUGCCCCAUUGUGCAGUGUUGAGUUUCCUUGCAUGUUUCCUCCCAUGUUUCCUCAGUUGCAGUGGUUUCUAAUAGUUCUUCAUCCCUUCUUCCUGACAUACUUACCUGCCUAUGAAUUAAUAUAUAUAAAUGUGUUUUUGUAGAACUUGAGCGAAUAUGGUGAUACAUGACAGAACAGUGUAUUACUGAGCCCAAAGGUGAGUUUAUUCACAAAUUAGGAACACAGUUGUAAAUUGUGUAGUGACUUCAGGGCUGAAUCUUGCGAAUAGUUGCACAAGUAAACAGUGUAUGAGAGUAAUCCCACUUAAAUGAAUCUGUUCUCAGGAUCAAGACUUAAGCUGUUGAUGUUAAUUUGAAACAAUGAAGAUUUAUGUAUCUGAAGUGGCUUUCUAAUUAAAAAUAAAUAAGAAAACAUGAAGCUCA